Molecule: messenger RNA, 1951 nt
Organism: Erythranthe guttata (spotted monkey flower)
Lineage: Eukaryota; Viridiplantae; Streptophyta; Magnoliopsida; Lamiales; Phrymaceae
Source: RefSeq, a predicted model, not a curated record
UUGAAUUAGGGUUUUUUUGUUUGGGGGGCGUAUGUAAUGCAUCAGAAGAAAUCUGAAGUACAGAUCGGAACAGAAAGCAGCGGCGUCUCUUCCGAUUUCAACCCAACCCCACCCCUCCCGCCUUCCUCCCUCACCCAGAAACACCCAUCGCCGUCGUCUUCCUCCUCCUCCCCCCCUGUCCAAAUUGAAAUCCUCAUCAACAACGGCGACAAUCAACUCGACCAAAAUGACGCUUUUGCCCUGAAGCACCCCGCCCCCUUCAAGCGUCCCCAAUUCUCCACCUCCCUCACAAAGACUCCGUCUUUAUCCAACGCCCUCCACAGAUAUGGCGUCUUCGCCGCCCAGAACCACCACCACCACCACCAGCCCGCCACCAAUUUCAACCUCCUCUACAACAGGUCCCAGAAAUUCCUGACGCAUUUCCACCACCACCUCCGCUACCUCCGCCGCCGCCUCCGCCUCCACCUCCGCCUCAUCCUCCUCCUCAGCCUCCCCUUCUUCUACUUCCUGGUCUCCCAUCCUUCCAGCUCCUUCGUUCUCGAUUUCCUCUCCGCUUUCGCCUUCUCCGCCGUGCUCCUCUUCUCCCUCAAUUUAGCCAUACCCCGCCUCCCCACCAUAAGAUUGUUCCUCGCAAGAUCCUUGCCCUUAAAGAUAACCGCAAAGGACCACGCAAACCGGCCGCACUUGCCCGUCUUCUGGUCGAUCGGGUCCCGCCAAAAGGCCGAUAAGAAAGCCAUCUCGGGGUGCUAUGUACAAGCAUACAGCAAUGGAGAUGUGUACGAGGGAGAGUUUCACAAGGGUAAAUGUAGUGGAAGCGGUGUCUAUUACUAUUACAUGAGCGGAAGGUACGAAGGGGAUUGGGUUGAUGGUAAAUACGAUGGCUAUGGAGUCGAAACGUGGGCCAGGGGUAGUCGGUAUAGAGGGCAGUAUAGGCAAGGUCUUAGGCAUGGUUUCGGUGUGUACAGGUUUUAUACGGGCGACGUGUAUGCUGGUGAAUGGUCGAGUGGGCAGAGCUACGGCUGUGGGGUUCAUACUUGUGAGGACGGGAGUAGAUAUGUCGGAGAAUUCAAGUGGGGUGUUAAGCAUGGACUUGGGCACUACCAUUUCAGGAAUGGAGAUAGAUACGCAGGGGAAUAUUUUGCUGAUAAGAUGCAUGGAUUUGGAGUGUAUUGUUUUGCAAACGGGCACCGUUAUGAAGGUGCUUGGCAUGAGGGUAGAAGACAAGGGCUUGGAAUGUACACUUUCAGAAGUGGUGAAACUCAGUCUGGACAUUGGCAAAACGGAGUUCUUGAUGUUCCCAGUACACAGAGCACUGUAUUUCCCGCUUCUCCUGUUGCGGUCAACCACUCCAAAGUGCUUAAUGUUGUCCAGGAAGCUCGAAGAGCAGCAGAGAAAGCAUACGAGGUGAGCAAAGUGGACGAGAGAGUGAACAGAGCAGUAGCUUCUGCUAACAGAGCAGCUAAUGCAGCUAGAGUAUCCGCUGUUAAAGCCGUGCAAAGGCAAAUGCACCGAAGAAGCAAUAGCGACGAGAUUCCAAUCCCCCUCGUCUAAAAACGAGACUUAUGCGGCCAUUAAUCAAAUCAAAUCGUUAGUACAUAAAGCAACUACUCUUUAAUAGAUCCUUCUAGAUGGUGGUGGCCUUCGAUUUUACUACCUUUUUUUCUUCCGGAAAAACGAAAUGUUGGUUUCGUCAUGAAAGCUGAAUUUUCGACCAGCUCGGAGGGGAGAGAGAUUUACGAGAGUGAAAUUUAUUUCCCGGGUUUUUUUUUUCUUUUUCUUUUUUGGGGGUUUAUGUAUAGUUGAAAGUAGGUAUAAAAUUUAGAGCUGGUAGUACAAAGGGAAACCCUUUGAGCUCAAUCCAGCUUCUUUGUAUGUGAAGAAAUGAGUAAUGAGAAACUAAAACAGAGAGAUAUGUUGUAAUAUUCUCAACUUACGUUGUAGUUUUGUCUAA